UUAUUUUUUAACAACCCGAACGAAAGUCUUAGGGAUGUCUGAGAACUAUGAAGACUGUGGCAUAAAAACUUUAUUACAAAGUUGAAUGAAACAAAAGCUUCCCAACGCCCAGAGAAAAACAACACAUAGACUCUCUCUCUCUCUCUCUCUCUCUCUCUCUCUCUCUCUCUCUCUCUCUAUCUCUCUCUCAUAUGCUAAUGAUGGUCUAGUCCCUUUAUUUUAGACUUUCACAGUUUGCUUACAGGGAUACAGAGAUUGUUAUGGCAACAUGUUGAAUCUGCAGCAAAGCAAUCAUCAGAUCAAAAUCUUGGAAAAGAGAAGGUUGAUCAUCUGUGAAGUGCAAGUUUCAGAGAAAAAAUCCUGAGGCCAAAUUGACAAAAAGGAGUAAACCUAGCCAUGUCCGAAGCAUCCAUCCAACAAGAUGAUAAAAAUAGUGACGGAAUGAAGGAAAUAGUAGAAAACACAUCAUCAUCGGCAUCUUCUCAAAAGUUUUCGUCUUUCGAUUUGAACGAAGAAGCCAACAGCGAAGACGAUGAUCGCAGUGCUGAUGAGACAACCGAUCUUCGUGCUGACGAUAACACGAAAGCCAGCUCAACAAAUAACAGCUCCUCCGGCGAAGGAAAUGAGAGGAAAUCUGCAGUUAGGCCUUAUGUACGAUCGAAAAUGCCUCGGCUCCGGUGGACUCCUGAUCUUCAUCUCUCCUUUGUGCACGCUGUUGAAAGGCUUGGUGGACAAGAGAAAGCGACGCCCAAAUUAGUUCUUCAGUUGAUGAAUGUGAGAGGACUUAGCAUUGCUCAUGUGAAGAGUCACUUGCAGAUGUAUCGAAGUAAGAAGCUUGAUGAUUCUGGACAAGUGUUAAGUCAAAGAAACAGAUCGAUGCAUGGGAGAUGCCAAAUUCCUGGAGCUGUGUACCAAAGAACUAGUGUUUUUCAACAUUUCAGACUGGAGAAUGGUGGAAUUGUUCUCGGACAGGAUCCCCCCUCCCAAAAUCCAUUAGAUUUCAGAACUUCUCACUCAUCAAGAUACCCACAACAAGUUUCUAGUUGGGCUACAUCUCCGCUAAGCAAAUAUUCUGGACACCACCAAGACAAGUUUGCAGCCUCGACCCAAAUCUUGGCCAUGGAUUCAAGCAUGAGAACUGGCCCCUUAAAAGCUAGCCAAUUCCUCGAAGAAAAGAAGUGGCCUCCGCACGCAUUUGUAGACAAUCAUCCCUGGAAUAAUACAAGGAUUAAUCCAAGCAACAUUAAUUCUCGUGCGAGCACUUUUGAAGCAUUACAGCCAUCGAUGUGGAACUGGAGAACUAGCGCCAGGAGUUGGCAGCUUCAAUUAAAUUCACAGGACCCUAAAAGCGCAUCAAAUGCCUUUCACGAGCUCCAUCGGUUUGAUUCUCCAUUUUGGCUUCAGAAUCAUCAGGAGAAAAGAUUUAGGAACAAGGAAUGGUUGCCUGAUUUGCAACUAAGAUUGAGCCAAAGUGUGGGAAACAAUGAGGAGAAGAGCUGUGGGAAGAACAUGCCAGAGAUUAACACUGUGCUCUCUCUUUCUUUGUCGACCCCUUAUUCAUCGAGGCAAACAAGAUCAGCGCAUGGUAUUAAUUAGAACCCACAAAAUAAUGAUGAAACUCCAUGAUCAUCCUCACAAACUUAAUUAUAGUUUGAGCACUAGCUAUAUAUAUAUAUAUAUAUUCAGUUCAGCGAGCGACGAGAUAUUAGGUAGAGCGAGCUAGCUAGCUAGGAUGAGUACUUAAAGAUCUCACCAUGUUACAGUGCAUAGGAGGAGUGAGAUCUUCACAGUACUUGUCUUAUUAAUGAUCACCGUGGUACCUACCUUUGUAUAACAUAAAACAAACAUAAUCGGAAGUAUUAAUGUACCAGUUGAGCAGGUCAUGCGUGUGUAU
Diospyros lotus (date-plum) is the source of this 1894-nucleotide messenger RNA. RefSeq names its product protein PHOSPHATE STARVATION RESPONSE 1-like. Gene Ontology annotation, molecular function: DNA binding; DNA-binding transcription factor activity. The transcript has 7 exons. The record is from RefSeq and is a predicted model, not a curated record. NCBI's taxonomy places the organism in Eukaryota, Viridiplantae, Streptophyta, Magnoliopsida, Ericales, Ebenaceae. Bases 397 to 1596 code for a protein of 399 amino acids.